ACCUACCGCAGUUAUCAUGAUAUUGAAAUGGUAGACCCUCUAUCAUCGCCCCCCUCGACCUCACGGGGGCGCCAACUUGUCCAGUCCCUCAAGUCUCCAAGAGGACAUUCUCCAACCAUUGUCCAGGUCCAACGCAAAGAUUCUGGAUACGAAUCACACACCUCUUCACCACGCAAUUCAGCCACCUACUUUCGGCCCAAGCCCACACGGCGUUCUUCAGGCCUCUCCAAAUAUGGGACAUCGUCUGCUCAGUCACUGCGAUCUCGAAUUCGACCCGCUAUACGUCGGCCAGCCACCAGCCAAACCGCUGCCUCAUAUCAACUCCGGCCUGUUGGAGCUGGCAACCAAAUGGCGCACUAUCAGUUCCCAGCUUCAGACCUUGUUGAAGUUACGGAGACAAGCCAGGAAGCUCCCAGUGCUUGCUUGCCACCGCAGACCACCCAUUACUGGACCAGUGACAGGACUCGUCGGCUGGAGUAUGCUGCCAUUGACGCAGCAAGUAAGGGUGUCAAGGGUUGGAUCCGAAGGAACCUACUUCCCGAUUGCUUUGCUGGUAAAAACAGGCACGUGGCCUUUGACGAUGAUUCUGGCAGUGUUCGCCGGUACAGGCUAGACCUGGAAGACGAACAAGAUGAGAAG
Messenger RNA from Trichoderma atroviride IMI 206040, 639 nucleotides. RefSeq lists its product as uncharacterized. The record is from RefSeq and is a predicted model, not a curated record. Lineage: Eukaryota; Fungi; Ascomycota; Sordariomycetes; Hypocreales; Hypocreaceae.